AUGGUGGAGGAGUCAGAGUUCCCAAUUCCUAGAGUUUCAGGCAUUAAACGAAUCUGUAAGGCCAAGACUCCACCAGAAGGCCAAGACUCUCUCAUAAGGCCAAGACUCCACCAGAAGGCCAAGACUCCACCAGAAGGCCAAGACUCCACCAGAAGGCCAAGACUCUCUCAGAAGGCCAAGACUCCCCCAGAAGGCCAAGACUCCCCCAGAAGGCCAAGACUCCCCCAGAAGGCCAAGACUCCCCCAGAAGGCCAAGACUCCCUCAGAAGGCCAAGACUCCCCCAGAAGGCCAAGACUCCCUCAGAAGGCCAAGACUCCCCCAGAAGGCCAAGACUCCCUCAGAAGGCCAAGACUCCCCCAGAAGGCCAAGACUCCACCAGAAGGCCAAGACUCCCUCAGAAGGCCAAGACUCCACCAGAAGGCCAAGACUCCCUCAGAAGGCCAAGACUCCCCCAGAAGGCCAAGACUCCCCCAGAAGGCCAAGACUCCCCCAGAAGGCCAAGACUCCCCCAGAAGGCCAAGACUCCCCCAGAAGGCCAAGACUCCCUCAGAAGGCCAAGACUCCCUCAGAAGGCCAAGACUCCCCCAGAAGGCCAAGACUCCCCCAGAAGGCCAAGACUCCCCCAGAAGGCCAAGACUCCCAAAGAAGGCCAAGACUCCCCCAGAAGGCCAAGACUCCCCCAGAAGGCCAAGACUCCCCCAGAAGGCCAAGACUCCCCCAGAAGGCCAACUCACACAAAGCAACAGACAAGUAAGGGUCGAAGACUUGUGACGUUUACUUGGGUCACUUAG
This is a messenger RNA of Procambarus clarkii (red swamp crayfish), 792 nucleotides long. Lineage: Eukaryota; Metazoa; Arthropoda; Malacostraca; Decapoda; Cambaridae. The record is from RefSeq and is a predicted model, not a curated record.